CUCAAUUUCAGUCUUUCCAAAGACUCCUCCUUCCUUGGAAGCAUCUUUGAACCCGCCUCCGUGGAACGCGGACACUCGUUGCGCGCCAGUCUGGCACUUAGCUUGAAUUACGGUCUCAAUGAAGACGUGAUGAUGCAAAACCCACAGCAACAACAGCAAAGUUUUUGGAUCAUUGAUUUAGCCGGUCAGGUGUCACACUUCCCAGGUCUCUUUCGACUGAAGGUCUAUCCUGAGGAGGCCGGAGGAAGCGGAAGCGGCAGCAGUGGAAGUGGAGCAGACUCGAUCGAGGAGCUGGAAGAACAUGAAAAAAUGCCCGAUGGAGAACCUCUUUUGGACUACGAAGUGGGGGUGUUUGAGGAGAAUAAAUUUGAGGUGAGUAAAUUCUGCAAGUCUAUAUGA
Messenger RNA from Hydatigera taeniaeformis, 399 nucleotides. NCBI's taxonomy places the organism in Eukaryota, Metazoa, Platyhelminthes, Cestoda, Cyclophyllidea, Taeniidae. The record is from the annotation of a GenBank genome assembly.